AUAAAUAUAAAUACGGAAACCUCCUACCUUACUCACAACCACCCUUACUCCUGUUUUUCGUCCCGCAUUAAUAUCUUCAUCUUCUUCCUCCUCGCAAAGAAACAUCAAUGGCGAUACCGAGCUCAAAGCCUUUCCAUCUUCUCCUUUUAUUCUCGUUAGGUACUAUGGCUUCAGCUACCAUAUUUACCCUCCAGAAUCAAUGCACUUACACGGUGUGGCCUGGAACUCUCUCAGGAAACGGGCCGGUUCUCGGGGACGGCGGCUUUUCCUUGGCUCCUGGCAACUCCGUUCAGCUCACGGCUCAACCCGGCUGGUCCGGUAGGUUCUGGGCUCGAACAGGGUGCAACUUCGAUUCAUCCGGCAACGGUAAAUGCAUCACCGGUGAUUGCGGCUCGCUGAAAUGCGUCGGUGGUGGACAGCCACCCGUUACGUUAGCCGAGUUCACCAUCGCGUUGGGUUCCACCGAGAAGGACUUCUACGACGUCAGCCUCGUCGACGGCUACAACGUCGGCAUGGGAGUCAAGGCGACCGGCGGAAGCGGCGACUGUCAGUACGCCGGCUGCGUCGCUGACUUGAACGGUAAAUGCCCGUCGCAGUUGCAGGUGGUAAGCGAUUCAGGCUCGGUGGUGGCCUGCAAGAGCGCGUGCGCGGCAUUUAACACGCCAGAAUUUUGCUGCACGGGGGACCACUCGACGCCACAGACUUGCCCGCCGACACAAUACUCGGAAAUGUUCAAGAAUGCCUGUCCGACCGCGUAUAGUUAUGCGUACGAUGAUGCUUCUAGCACUUGCACUUGUUCUGGGUCGAAUUACUUGAUCACGUUUUGCCCGACUCCUUCACGAUCAUUAUUUUAAAUUAGAGAAAAUUAAUUUCUAAAUGUUUCUUUAUUUAUGGUUGUAUUAACAUUGGGACAAGUAUUUCUGUUGGCUAGGUUUGUGUAGUUUUAUAUAUAAGAAAUAAUUCGAUGUUAUUCUUCGCUUUA
Messenger RNA from Carya illinoinensis, 982 nucleotides. RefSeq names its product pathogenesis-related protein 5-like. Bases 108 to 854 code for a protein of 248 amino acids. The transcript has 2 exons. Gene Ontology annotation, biological process: defense response. Gene Ontology annotation, cellular component: extracellular region. NCBI's taxonomy places the organism in Eukaryota, Viridiplantae, Streptophyta, Magnoliopsida, Fagales, Juglandaceae. The record is from RefSeq and is a predicted model, not a curated record.